Molecule: messenger RNA, 1333 nt
Organism: Salmo salar (Atlantic salmon)
Lineage: Eukaryota; Metazoa; Chordata; Actinopteri; Salmoniformes; Salmonidae
Gene: cn024
Product: CN024 protein
Source: RefSeq, marked provisional
CAGAGUGGAGGAAAUGUAUGUACUCUGAGCUGAGAAAACAUUUUUGCUCUACAGGCAGCAGCACAAGGAAAGGAAAACCAUUUAUUCAGUGUGAAGAAUGAGCGACAGUUUCAAGGAAGAGACACAGUUCAGGGGUCCUUCACUGUCCCUGCAGAGGAGGGUCAUCCAUUUCUCCAGCGGUGAGACUCUGGAGGAAGAUGACAGUGAGGAGGAGGAUACAUUACAAGAGGAGGUGUUUAGGGAGCCUGAAGACAUGCCCAAAUUCCCAUGGAGAGCUUUUACUUGGUCUCUGGGCAGGAAGUCAUUGCGCACUUGUGAUUUUCUUGGGGAAAAACUGGCUGGUGUACUUGGCCUCAACACUGCCAAAUACCAGUAUGCUGUAGAUGAACAUCAGCGUGACAACAAGAACACAGGCAGUAAAGACACCGAAUGCUCCUAUGAGAAAAGAAGGGAGAGAAUCCACGUUUCUUCGAGGAUGAGCAGUGAAUAUGGUGCCACAAGCUCCCACAGAGUCCCUGCUGGUUCUCAAGCCACUGAGCACAGAACUACAGGAUCCCACAACAUGGGUUAUCAAGAUGAUAAUGAGCAUUGAAAAAGAACUAGGCUAAUAAACAAAUCAAAUGUUAUUUGUCACACUGAAUACAACAGGUGUAGACCUUACCGUGAAAUGCUUACUUACAUUUUUUUUUGCAUUGUUUGUUAAGUUGUAAGUAAAAAAAAAAGCUAAAUCAACUAAAGGAAAAAUAGUAACACAAUAGUAUGCAUUGAACGCAUUAAACUUGUUGUGCUAACAAACUAAGAGAGCAAAUAUUUAUAUUGCUGUGUGUAUUUGUUGGUGUUCCUCUGUGAUUUCUACUGUAUUGCACUUUAUCUGACUAUAUUAAUACAAUUCUGAAAUGUUAAUUAAAAACAUGCAGUAUACAUUUUCCAUGCAUGCCUUCAAUUUAGUUGAAUUUCUGACUAAAUGAGUUUUGUACAUUAUGCGUGCAAAUAUCGAAUAAAUGUUCUGGAUAGCACAGAGCAUAGAUAAUUGCUGUGUAUAACUGAUCACUUUGGCUAGGUAUAAAAAAUAAUCGACGAGGAUGGGAUUCGAACCCACGCGUGCAGAGCACAAUGGAUUAGCAGUCCAUCGCCUUAACCACUCGGCCACCUCGUCGUAGUGCUUCCUGUUUUAAAACAGUUACCCUUAUCAAACCACAUGAACUACAUCAUUUUUACCUGACUGCAAAUACUACUGCAUGUUUGUAUGUUCUGUAUUUUUCGCAACAUUUAACGUUGCAUUUUAGAAUUGUUCUGUUUUGAUUUUCAUAAAUAAAAUGUAUUUGUUUUAGCU